AUGGCCGAGCAAGAUACCGAUCCAGUCGCUGCUCACUCUGCAGUCGACCCUGUCGUCGCCAUGACCGACGCCGCAGAAGAUCCCGACGCCCACACAUACACUUCUACUAACGCCUCUGAGCUCCAUAAAAAGGCAAUUCUCCAGCGGCUCCGUGAUAAUGAUGCAGCUUCCAAUGCAACCAGUCGAUCGGAAGAGAGCCACACUCUCUCGCCAAGCUCGGAUCAUAAUCUCCCCCAUCAAUCUGGUCAUGUUUUCGAGGGCAUUGCUGCUGUUGCUGAAGAGAUUGAAACCGGCCAGGUGCAAGGAGCCCCGGCUCCAGGCACCUCCAGCUCCAGCAGCAACUCUUUGCUUGAGGCUAGGGGUGCAUCCCCUGCUUCGAGUCACCCGCACCUCCAAGAAUCUUGCCUGCCUUACCCGUUCCGCAGUGGGCCAUAUCCUAAAGAAUAUCACGCCCAGAGCAAGGCUACUUGGUCCCCCGAUGGCAGACAAGAGCCAAUUCGUCUUUUCAACAUCAACAGUCCAGACUCCCAAGUACAGGCUUCGUACCCGCUCCAGUCUGAGACAGAUGAUGUGCUGCAUAUCCCAGUGGAUUGCAUCAAGUUCCUGCCGGAUAAUUAUCAUUUCAUUGCCGCUGUGUCACAACUCUACACCCGCAGCAAGCAUAGAAAGAAGGACAGGGGCAACCCCUUCGCUCUUAGCGGUAGGAUCUCGGCGCUUGACUACCGUGCGGACGGAUUACUCGCAGUUGGCACCUGGGGCAACAAGAUAGGCUUCUAUGAAAGCUUUGGUGUGGGCGAGGUCUUGGCGGUUGAGUUGAUGGACAACAUGCGCGUCUUCGGCCAGGGACAUGGCAUCCAGAUGUUACGUUGGAGUCCUGACGGCAACUACCUAUACAUAGGCGAGCGGUCAACGGACUGCAUAACCAUCUUGGAUGUCCGCAUGUCGAAUCGCAAAGUUUCUUAUCUCACCGGCUGCAACAAUAGGACAAGGCAGAAGCACGGCUUCGAUUUGCUGGUCGAUGGCAAUGGCCAUCGCGUUAUCGCCGGUGAUAGCGAUGGUGUUGUGCGCGUAUGGAACAAUCCCACUACGCGCUCCGAGGAAUGGGACAUGGAGCCUGAUCUUGAAUGGCAGGCCCAUGACGAUACCGUAGCGGCUGUAGCUGUCAACCCCGUCUGGCCCGAUUUCUUCGUCACAACGGCCGGAUCUCGUCACUUCCCAACCGAAGAGGACUACGAUACCAGCGACAGCUCGGAUACAGACGAAAAUCGGGUUAGGCAUGGCGGUAAGAAGAAGCCGCGCGGUGGCGGUGGUGUAGAGGAGCUGGAUUCUCCUGUGCCCGAAGGUUGGAUGAAGGUCUGGCGCUGGUAG
Molecule: messenger RNA, 1368 nt
Organism: Lasiodiplodia theobromae
Lineage: Eukaryota; Fungi; Ascomycota; Dothideomycetes; Botryosphaeriales; Botryosphaeriaceae
Product: WD repeat containing protein
Exons: 4
Coding region: 1-1368 (455 amino acids)
Molecular function (GO): protein binding
Source: RefSeq, a predicted model, not a curated record